GAUGACAGAGUUUACUUCUUCGAGGCGGUGGCCCUUCCGUUUGGAGGGGUCAGCGCAGUGACCGGGUUUAAUCGUGCUGCCAGAUCGCUAAAGCUUGCUAUGUCGAGACUGCUGUGGAUAAUCAAUACUUCCUACUACGACGAUUUCUGCCAGAUUGAGGUUUCAGGCUUGGAGAAGUCGGCGGCCCAAGCUGCCGAACGAUUCAUGGCUCUCCUUGGAUGGGAGAUCGCGCGGGGGGAUAAGCUCAAGCCCUUCAGCUCGUCGUUCAACAUCCUUGGGGUGACGGUGUCGUUCGAUCGCUCCGCGGAAGGUGCGAUUCACGUGUCCAACAAGCAGGAACGGCUGCCUGACCUUUGGAAGCUUCUUCUUCAGAUGGAGUCGGACCCAGGGCUCAGGCUAGCUCUGGAAGUCCUUAGCGAGGCCGGUCCUCGCGAGGUUCUUAGGUGGGGCGAGGCUCCUCCUGUCUUGGUUUUCACCGACGGCGCUUGUGAGAAGGACGGUGCUCUCACUACCCACGGAGCAGUCCUUUUGGAUCCCGCUACGGGUGUCCAAGAGUUCUUUGGGGAGCGCAUGCCGGAUUAUCUUGUGCAACGUUGGCGAGGUCAAGGCCUUAAGCAGCUUGUCUUCUUUGCAGAGUUGUUGCCAGUGGCCGUUGCCAAGGCUACGUGGCAGCAUGUCCUUAGGAACCGCUUGUGCAUUUUCUUCCUGGAUAAUGAAGCGGCUCGGGCCUGCCUCAUCCGAUCAUUCACGCCUGUUGCCAACGCUACCAGCAUCCUUAUGGAUGUCGCAAAGCAGGAUGUGGCAUCACAUUCCUUGAACUGGUACUCGCGAGAAUUUGUUUCUUCUGGCCUCGCCUUUACCCCUGCCACAGGGUCGGUAGAUGUUGGUGCAGCUGUUGCCUUUGCUCAUCAGAGUUUGCCUGCAUCUAGCAUCAAGCAUUGUUGGGAGCAGGGCUUCUGGUCACAGAUUUUCGGGCCGCCUCGAGAUCCCUUCGAAGACAUGGAUGGCACGAGCUACAAGCGUCCUGAUGCACCUCUUGUUGAAUCUCCUGAGGAGCCCAAGACAAAGCUUGCUAGGUCAGAGGUUUUGUGCUUGUGGGGAGCCAUGCUGGAGACCUGGCCUAGAAGCUUGGAGAUCAUCGAUCAGUUGAUGCAGCUGGCUCCCGAGUCCCGUGGCUCGAUGGUUGAAGACCUUCUGGGACACAAGGCCCCUGCUACUUUGAGGAAGCGUUACAGAUCCAUUGUUGGAUAUGAUGGCUUCUUGAAGUCCAAGGGAAUGGAAUUUCCGGGUACCGAAGAGUCUUUCUAUGUGUACUUGUGCCAGAUGAGGGAUGAGGGAAAGCCGGCUUCCUCCAGAAAGUCUCUGCUUGAAGCUAUCACUUUUGUGAGGUUUGUUUUGGGCAUGCAGGACCUCAAGAGUUUGGGGGAGAGCCGGCGUUGCCACGGGAGUGCGAGACAGAAGGAUUUUCGUCCUCGCAAGCAGGCGUCGCCUUUUUCAGUGGAUGAGCUGUCACGUUUGCAUCUGGUUCUCGAGAGGGACCCAGAGCCCUGGAAUCGUGUCAUGGCUGGCACGGUUCUGUUGGCGGUCUAUGGGCGAACCAGGUGGGAGGACCUUGAGCACGCAGAGACGCUCAUCGUGGAUCGUGACUCUGCAGGCACAGCAGCCUUUAUCGAGGCUGGUGUGGGAGUCCACAAGACAAUGGGCGCCAAGCUCAUGAGAGGGCAGCUGUUGCCGAUCGUUGCACCUGCUGUGGGAGUUGUGGAGAGCAACUGGGUUGAGCAAUACGUGCAAGCGAGGAGCUUGGAAUCGGAUGAGGCUGGCGCGUGGAUCAGGCGAUUUCAAGAUGCCGUUGACAUACGGUAG
Molecule: messenger RNA, 1863 nt
Organism: Symbiodinium necroappetens
Lineage: Eukaryota; Dinophyceae; Suessiales; Symbiodiniaceae
Source: the annotation of a GenBank genome assembly